AUGUCGAUGCAGGGCGCGGCGGUGCGCAGUAUUGACUCCAAGUCGCCCACGUCUGACAAGCGCAAAGUCGACGAAACCCCAGUGACGCUGCCACCGUCUAAGAAAUCCAAAGCUGCAGUUUCCGUCAAGCAGUCCACACUUCGACGAUAUCCUCGGCAGAAUACAGUCCCCACGAUAGAUAUCGACUCAAAAGAGUCCCAUUCAGACGCUGUGCGUCGUCGUCGGUCGCCGCGAGGUGGCACUUCCGCCAAACACAAACACGAAGAAGCAGUCAACACUGCCCCCAACCAGAUCGCCAAAACCGACGUCUUGGACGACGAGGCUGAAGCGACCAUGAGUAUGGACGAAGAAACGCGCAAGAUGGAUGAGGAACUGAGAGCUUGGAUGGGCAAGCGAUCGGACGAACAGGAAGAACUGACCCAACUGGAGAAGCAGAUCUAUGAACUUGAAGGAUCAUACCUCCGCCGGAGCCAGCACGCAGGAAACAUUGUCAAGGGAUAUGCAGACGCGAAUGUGUUUGUGGCCGAGAUGGCGAAAGACGAGGCCCAGGUGGACACACCCGAAUUGGAGGCGGCGGUACAAGCCCAGCGGUUGUUUUCGCAUUCGUCGACGACGUCGCCCGCCGAGCCAUUCAAAGCUGCCGCAGAAGACGCCGCAAGGGACAUUACAGAGACGCCGGCGGCCAAGUAG
Molecule: messenger RNA, 690 nt
Organism: Aphanomyces invadans
Lineage: Eukaryota; Oomycota; Saprolegniomycetes; Saprolegniales; Verrucalvaceae
Exons: 2
Coding region: 1-690 (229 amino acids)
Cellular component (GO): histone acetyltransferase complex
Source: RefSeq, a predicted model, not a curated record